Molecule: messenger RNA, 726 nt
Organism: Pocillopora meandrina
Lineage: Eukaryota; Metazoa; Cnidaria; Anthozoa; Scleractinia; Pocilloporidae
Source: the annotation of a GenBank genome assembly
AUGGCUGCAAGUGGAUCUUCAGCAAACCACAAGGGUAAUAGGCAUAGCGACGCUGGGAGACAUGAUUGGGAUCAGUGGGUUACUAAAUACAAGCUACAAUAUGGCGAUGAUGGACUAACUUUCAGGAUUUACAAGCGAAACGUAGACACAUCAGACACGGUAUGAAUACGAAAGACUUUUUGAACAUGAUGUUUUUUUCCUUCUUGCUGUAGGGUGGGACAACGAAAAACAAUUAGUCCCCAAGAGCGAUAGAACCCCAGACCUUCGAAUUCUUCGCUCCAAUACACUAACGCUUCGCCACAGUGACCUUACAGACAACUGAGCUAUUACGAGGUCCAUCAUAUGUUCAAAUAUGAGCUUUUCUUUUUUUGCUUUUGGUAGGUCUGAGACGAGGUCGAGAUACAUGAGAACGCUAGAGAACGACUAGUAAAAAAUUAGUGAGACUAACUGUAUUAGUUUAUAUCUAUGUUUGUAUUUGAUGGCUGAUAAACAUGUAGAAAAGCAUCAACUAAGGUUCUAGGUUGAGACCUACUGCUUCUGUAUAAUGCAUACAUUCGUCAAUUCUACAUCCCACAAUACUCUACUCAGGUUUUCCCAGGAAACACUGACAGGGACACAGUUGUGUAUCACGAUCUUAACCCGGUCAUUGAUGCUCGCUUCGUUCGAGUUCUUCCGAUGGAAUGGUUUGACUUUAUCGGGAUGAGAAUGGAGCUUUACUCUUGUCAA